GCACACAGCACCGACUGAGAGGUUUAGAGAGCGCCAAAACCAUACUACCACUUCUGCCACAGAAGCUAAGUCAAUACAGACUUCCGAGCCUGAAGAUGCCGCUUUCAACCAGCUCCACAUCCUCCACAAAGAGCGUCCGCAGAGCAGCGUCCGAGCUGGAGAGAUCUGAUUCCAUCACGUCUCCAAGAUUCGUCGGUAGACGGCAGAGCUUGAUCGAGGACGCGCGCAAGGAGAGGGAAGCAGCCGCUGCAGCGGCAGAGGCUGCAGAGGCCAGUGAACAGAUAGUGUUUGAGGAGGACGAUGGAAAAGCACUCCUCAACAUUUUCUUUACUUUAAGAAACUCCAAGACACCUGCGCUGUCGCGGACACUCAAGGUUUUCGAGACAUUUGAAGCUAAGAUUCACCAUCUGGAGACGCGACCAUGCCGGAAGGUCAAAGACACCCUUGAGGGCCUGGAGUACUUUGUCCGCUGUGAGGUGCACCUCUCAGAUGUCAGUACCCUGAUCAGCUCCAUAAAGAGGAACGCAGAGGAUGUCAAAACCACCAAAGAAGUCAAAUUCCACUGGUUCCCAAAGAAAAUUGCAGAUUUGGAUAGGUGUCAUCAUCUGGUCACCAAAUUUGAUCCAGACUUAGACCAUGACCAUCCAGGCUACACAGAUCCUGCCUACAGACAGAGGAGGAGAAUGAUUGGUGACAUUGCCUUCAGAUAUAGAUAUGGGCACUCGAUCCCCAGAGUGGAAUACACAGAGGAGGAGAUUGGCACAUGGCGAGAAGUAUAUUCAACCCUGAGGGACUUGUACACCACCCAUGCCUGCAGUGAAUACCUUGAGGCUUUUUGUCUCCUAGAAAGGCAUUGUGGGUACAGCCCAGACAACAUUCCCCAGCUGGAAGAUGUGUCACGCUUCCUCAAAGAGCGCACAGGAUUUGCGCUGCGUCCAGUGGCGGGCCUGCUCUCAGCCAGAGAUUUUCUGGCCAGUUUGGCAUUCCGAGUGUUCCAGUGCACCCAGUACAUCCGACAUGCUUCCUCCCCCAUGCACUCCCCAGAACCUGACUGCGUCCAUGAAUUACUGGGCCACGUACCCAUGCUGGCUGAUCGCACUUUUGCCCAGUUUUCACAGAACCUUGGUUUGGCUUCACUGGGGGCAUCGGAUGAAGAUAUUGAGAAACUGUCCACACUGUACUGGUUCACGGUCGAGUAUGGCUUAUGUAAACAAAAUGGUGAGGUGAGGGCUUAUGGAGCUGGGCUGCUUUCCUCUUAUGGUGAACUUGUGCACUCUCUGUCUGAUGAACCAGAGACAAGAGAGUUUGAUCCAGAGGCUGCAGCAGUGCAGCCCUAUCAAGACCAGACAUACCAGCCUGUUUACUUUAUUUCUGAGAGUUUUUCAGAUGCCAAGGAGAAAUUCAGGGCUUAUGUAGCUGGCAUCAAGCGUCCCUUCUCAGUCAGAUUUGAUCCAUAUACCAGCAGUGUUGAAGUACUGGACAACCCAGUGAAGAUCCAAGGAGGCCUGGAAGGUGUGAAGGAUGAGCUUAAAGUGCUGACAGACGCCCUAAGUGUGCUAUCGUGAUGAUGCGCUGUCUUUCACCAUCCGCCUGUUGUUUGCUUUUCUCUCAGCUGAGUCCACGCUGUUGAAGAUUGCCAAUGUGUUCAUAUUUCUGUGCCGUACCUGCUGUAUGAAUCUGAGUUUUGCUCGUUGUGGUUGGCUGGUUUUCCAGCAAGGUUGCAACCAUUAAAACCUCAAAACUCAGCGCUGACAAAGUAUCCAAAGAUCUUAAAUGCUUGCAUUUGUGAAAUGAUGGGGUUUUACUGACUGGACCAUUCAUGCUUUUAAAGUUUGUUGUUUGAGAAAUGUGUCAAAUCUAGAGUCAUAUCAAGGGGAACUCUGAUAAUGAAUGUAUUAAAAGAAGACUAUAUAACUAUGGUAUAGAUAUUUUGAAAUUAAAGAAUUAUAAUGGUGUAUAUUUGGAUCGUUUAUUUUAUUUAGAAAAAAAUCUGUAACUGCUCUGUCAAAAGCUUUAUUUUCCAAAUAUGUGAAUUUAGCAUUUGAGUAAUUAAAUCCAUGGCUUUCCUAUGCUGUUCUUGUCUUGCAUUGUGUAUUUUAUGCUGGUUUCGUCUUGCAGUGUAAAUGCAUAAUAAAAAGGGGGAGGGGAGAAUCUAUGUAAUAACCUAUUGAUUAGAAACUAUCAGAUAAUAAAG
Molecule: messenger RNA, 2194 nt
Organism: Pundamilia nyererei
Lineage: Eukaryota; Metazoa; Chordata; Actinopteri; Cichliformes; Cichlidae
Gene: th
Product: tyrosine hydroxylase
Exons: 13
Coding region: 96-1565 (489 amino acids)
Biological process (GO): dopamine biosynthetic process from tyrosine
Cellular component (GO): axon; perikaryon; cytoplasm
Molecular function (GO): tyrosine 3-monooxygenase activity; iron ion binding
Source: RefSeq, a predicted model, not a curated record